AUGAUUGAGAGCUUGUUCAUUGAAAAACCCGACCCAGACCAAGAACAAGACCCAGACCAAGACCUGACCAAGAACAAGACCCAGACCCAGACCCGACCCAGACCAAGACCCAGACCAAGAACAGACCAAGACCAGAACAAGACCAAGACCCAGACCCAGACCAGAACACAACAAGACCCAGACCCAGACCAAGAUCAAGACCAGAACAAGACCAAGACCCAGACCAAGACCCAGACCAAGACCAAUAACAAGACCAAGACCAAGACCAGACCAAGAACAAGAACAAGACCAAGAACAAGACCAGACCAAGACCCAGACCAAGAACAAGACCCAGACCAAGACCAAGACCCAGACAAGACCAAGACCCAGACAAGACCAGACCAAGACCAAGACCCAGACAAGACUCAGAACAAGACCAAGACAAGACCCAGACCAAGAACAAGACCCAGACCAAGACCCAGACAAGACCAAGACCAAGACCCAGACCAAGACCCAGAACAAGAACAAGACCAAGACCCAGACAAGACCAAGAACAAGACAAGACCCAGACCAAGACCAGACCAAGAACCAGACCGAGACCAAGACCCAGACAAGACAAGGACCAAGUCCAGACCAAGACCAAGACCAAGACAAGACCAAGACCCAGACCAAGACCAGACCAAGACCAAGAACCAGACCGAGACCAAGACCCAGACAAGACCCAGACAAGUCCCAGACCCAGACCAGACCAAGACCAUACAAGACCAAGACCAAGACCAGACCAGACCAAGACCAGACCAAGAACCAGACAAGACCCAGACUAAGACAAGACCCAGACCAAGACCAGACAAGACAAGACCAAGACCCAGAUCCAGACCAGACCAAGACCAGACCAAGACCAAGACCAGACCAAAAACAAGACCAAGACCCAGACAAGACCAAGAACAAGACAAGGACCAAGACCAGACCAAGACCAAUACCAAGACCAAGACCAAGACCAGACCAAGACCAGACCAAGACCAGGCCAAAAACAAGACCAAGAACAACACCAAGACCAAGAACAAAACAAAGGCCAAGAACAAGACCAAGACCCAGACAAGACAAAGACCAAGACCCAGACAAGACCAAGACCCCGACAAGACCAAGACCCAGACCAAGACCCAGACCCAGACAAGACCAAGACACAGAGAAGACCAAGACCAGACAAAAACCAGACCAAGACCAGAGCCAGACCAAGAACAAGACCAAGACAAGAACAAGAACAAGACCCAGACAAGACCAAGACCCAGACAAUACAAAGACCAAGACCAUGACAAGACCAAGACCAACACCCAGACAAUAACAAGACCCAGACCAAGACCCAGACCAAGAGCAAGACCAAGACCCAGAUCAAGACCAGACCAAGACCAAGACCCAGACCAAGACAAAGAACAAGACCAAGAACAAGACCCAGACAAGACCAAGACCCAGACCAAGACCCAGACAAGAACAAGACCAAGACAAGACCAAGACCAGACCAAGACCAAGACCCAGACCAAGACCAUACCAAGACCAAGACGAGAACAAGACCAUCACAAGACCAAGACCAGUCCAAGACCAGACCAAGUCCAGACCAAGACCAAGACAAAACCAAGACAAGACCAGACCCAGACAAGACCAAGACCAAGACCAGACCAGGAACAAGACCAAGAACAAGACCAAGACCCAGACAAGACCAAGCCCCAGACAAGACCAGACCAAGACCAAGACCCAGACAAGACUCAGACCAAGACCAAGGCAAGACCCAGACCAAGAACCAGACCCAGACCAAGACCAAGACCAAGAGACCAAGACCAGACCAAGACCAAGACCAGACCAGGAACAAGACCAAGACCAAGAACAAGACCAAGACCAAGAACAAGACCAAGACCAAGAACAAGACCAAGACCCAGACAAGACCAGACCAAGACACAGACAAGACUCAGACCAAGACCAGACAAGACCCAUACCAAGAACAAGACCCAGACCUAG
Molecule: messenger RNA, 1989 nt
Organism: Oncorhynchus masou masou (cherry salmon)
Lineage: Eukaryota; Metazoa; Chordata; Actinopteri; Salmoniformes; Salmonidae
Product: serine/arginine repetitive matrix protein 1-like
Exons: 2
Coding region: 1-1989 (662 amino acids)
Source: RefSeq, a predicted model, not a curated record